UUCUCUGACGCGACGUCACAUCCGCCCACCGGUUGUUGACAAAGGGCUGUCUCAUUGCUGUACGAUCGGAUCACAUUUAAAGUGGUAAACUGUUUGUUUUGUUGUGUCAUGUCAAAUGCCAGUGUCGUGGAAAUGGACAGUUCAGCGUGGCAUCUCUCCCUAAAACCGUGUGACAAACCAAAGUCAGUCUUCCAGUUUCCAGACGCUGAACCUGGAGACGUCCAUCCAGGCAGAUAUCUGGUAUCAACACUUAAACAGCUGAUCUCGGCACAGUUACCAGAUUCACUGCCAGACCCUGAGCUCAUAGAUUUUGUGCAUUGUGGCUGUUUGCUCAAAGAUGAUCUUACGUUAGACUCCUAUGGCAUAAAGUCUGGAUCAACAUUACAUAUUAUAAAGAAGAUGUGGCCGGAACCUGAGGUCAAGCCAGAGCCAGUGAACAGGUCUGCGGCUGCAAGAGAAUUCAGGAUGAUGCAGGCAGCAUUGCACUCCAAUGCAGCGUACAGAGAAGCAGUGUUUAAGACGCUUGGUAAUAAGGAAUCUUUGGAUCAAAUUAUAGUGGCCUCACCGGGACUCAGUUCAGACCCUGUUGCAUUAGCUGUGCUCCAAGAUAAAGAUCUGUUUGUACAGUUUACAGACCCAAAUCUUCUAGACAGGUUAAUCGGUUCUCACCCAGCAUUGGUCAAUGCAAUCAUCUUGGUCCUGCACUCUGUAACAAGCAGCAUGUCCAGCCAAACCAGCGCCGGCUCAUCACGCAAUGUGACAGCCAGUUCUUACAGUGAAAUGCCAGGAGGUUUUCUCUUUGAGGGAAUGUCUGAUGAUGAUGAAGACUUCCAGUCUGGAAACAGAGCUGGCUCAUCUAGACACCAGAGACCAUCUGCAGGGUCCAGACCGAUGACACUGGGUCACAAUGGAGCUAUGGGGCCACGUCCCAUCACCCAGAGUGAACUAGCAUCGGCACUGGCUUUAGCCAGCACCCCAGAGAGCAGUGCGAUCACACCCACGCUGGGUGCUCAGGAAGUGUCGUCUGCUGGGACAUUGGUAACGCCAGGGGUUCCCGUCACAAGCAGUCUGCUCAGUCAGGCACUGCAGCAAGCUCUGCAGGCCUCUGGUGUGAGCGCACUACAGGGACGCUGGCAGUCUCAGAUGCAACAGUUGAGGGAUAUGGGGAUCCAGGAUGAGGAACUUGCGCUGCGUGCAUUAGCAGCCACAAAUGGAGAUCUACAGGCAGCUUUGGAGCUCAUAUUUGCUGGUGGACUCUAAUUUUGGACUGAGUCUUGAAAUACUGUAAAAAGACCAAGGCUACUGUCACUGUUAAUUAAAUAUAAAGUGUUGCCAUACACAAACGGUAUUGUAUUCUAUUUUUUACUCAAAUAAACUUUGGACUCAAUGAUUUCUUUUCUAGGAGUGUAAUUGUUCAAAGUUUUAGAGCAUUUUCCCCCACAUUUUGGAAUAAUAGCAAACUCAUCAAAACAACGGACUGACACCCAUAAAGCCUUGUUAAAUGCAUUGGUGUACUUCUGAUUUAUUUUUACUGUAAAGCCAUGUGAAAAUAAAGGUUUUUUAUCUUCCAUUA
Messenger RNA from Paramisgurnus dabryanus, 1573 nucleotides. RefSeq names its product ubiquitin-like 7b (bone marrow stromal cell-derived) (gene ubl7b). NCBI's taxonomy places the organism in Eukaryota, Metazoa, Chordata, Actinopteri, Cypriniformes, Cobitidae. Gene Ontology annotation, biological process: ubiquitin-dependent protein catabolic process. The record is from RefSeq and is a predicted model, not a curated record. Gene Ontology annotation, cellular component: cytosol. Gene Ontology annotation, molecular function: polyubiquitin modification-dependent protein binding.